Molecule: messenger RNA, 687 nt
Organism: Solanum verrucosum
Lineage: Eukaryota; Viridiplantae; Streptophyta; Magnoliopsida; Solanales; Solanaceae
Product: late embryogenesis abundant protein At5g17165-like
Exons: 2
Coding region: 120-503 (127 amino acids)
Source: RefSeq, a predicted model, not a curated record
AGACAGGCAAAGAGUGUGAUCAUCAUCACAUAGGGGCUUUGCUCUUUAUCUCUGUGAAUUUUCAGAUUCUCUUCAGAAACUCCAUUUUUUUCUUCUUCUUCUUCCUUAGUGUGUAUUGUAUGGCCGCCAAUUUGCAGGGCCGUGGACUCGUGAGCUUGGGGAAGCGUGUUGUUAACCAGAUCAACUACGCAAGUGCUCGAACCACUGCUAAUUCACCUUCCCUCUCUGGAAGGAGGGGAGUGCAGACAUCAGUGUACGACAAGAACCCGGAGGAUCAUGUGCGCGAUUCGGUUGUGCCUGAUGAAGUGAUAGAGCCGCAAUCAGAAAAAUACUGGGCUCCUCACCCACAAACUGGGGUGUUUGGGCCAGCAGCAACUGAUUCUGCUGGCGCGGAACGUGGCUUUCACUCCCCACCCGCCACUGGUGCUACUGCUGAAUCUAUUUUGGAGCAGAAGACAUUCUUCCGCCCUCUCGAGGACUUGGAGAAGCCCAUGCUUAAUUAAUUUCACGUACUUGAGUAAACUUGCUUUAUAACUAUAUAUAUUGGGUACAAGUAAAGCUGUUUGUUUGUGUUUAUGCGAGUCUCUAGUUUAGUUUUAAGGUGCAGUAUAGACUAAUAAGGUAUUAAAAGCUGCACUGCUUUUGAAGGUUCGUUCAUAUGGUAAUGUAAUAUGGGUGUCUUUUACC